This is a messenger RNA of Pochonia chlamydosporia 170, 648 nucleotides long. RefSeq lists its product as hypothetical. The transcript is spliced from 3 exons. Lineage: Eukaryota; Fungi; Ascomycota; Sordariomycetes; Hypocreales; Clavicipitaceae. Bases 1 to 648 code for a protein of 215 amino acids. The record is from RefSeq and is a predicted model, not a curated record.
AUGAAGCACGCCAGCAGCAUCGUGGAGACGCACUUCAAAGCAGCCACCAUUGCUCACAUGAAAAGGUCCACUAAAUUGUUACUGCAAAGGCACACGCCUCAAGGUGCGCUCACACUUGACCUUGACACGACUGACGCAGGUGUCCGUGAAGCACAUCGUUGGGACCAGACCUGGGCGUGCAACCACCAAGGUCGUGAGCACAUGGGAAGCACCGAUCGGCCAUCCCUCCCACAUGCGGUUGUCAGCCACGGUCAGCUCUGGCCAGGAAUGUGCCCAGAUAUCUUGACCCAAGCAGAGCCUGGGCAGGUUCCCUUUCCAGGUUUUGACCCGUCGUCAUCGGUGCAAAUUCCUUGGCUGCAGUGGCGAGGGAGGGCAGGCGGCGUACAAUACUCUUGCCCAUUCCUUACGGGUGGCGGGUACGGGACACAAAAUAGCUUGCAGGGACCAGGCAGGAAAAAACAAAUGAAAAUUGGAAGCAAGAGUAAGAAAAGAGGUAAGGCUGUUGCCCAAAACUGGUUCGUGGGCACGCUUUCGUACAAGUCAGAUGUUCCAAGGACUUGCAAGGGUGUAUUUGGCAACCGGCUGCGGAGGCAGGAAUACGAGCGUGAUAGGCGAGGCCUGCAAGACGCGAUCCCGUUUUGGCGUUGA